Messenger RNA from Osmia bicornis bicornis, 1552 nucleotides. Its product is annotated as pickpocket protein 19-like. Gene Ontology annotation, biological process: sodium ion transmembrane transport. Gene Ontology annotation, cellular component: membrane. Gene Ontology annotation, molecular function: ligand-gated sodium channel activity. NCBI's taxonomy places the organism in Eukaryota, Metazoa, Arthropoda, Insecta, Hymenoptera, Megachilidae. The record is from RefSeq and is a predicted model, not a curated record. The transcript is spliced from 8 exons. The coding region runs from base 47 to 1552 and encodes 501 amino acids.
GUGGAAAACUCUUUUUUAAUAACGCAUUGCUCGAGGAAGAAGCAAUAUGUCAAAGAUAUCGGUGAAGGAAGAAAAACGCUUUUACGGCAAUGAGAUAUUGGCAGACUUUCAAGCUCGUGAAAAGGCGAUCCUUAAGGAAAAGGAAUCUGUGCCAACCGACGUUCCGAAUCACGUUGGCAUGCAAACUAUUAAUGCAAAGUCUGAUACCGGAAAGUACUUUGUAGAAUUCGCGAGUACCUCUUCUAUACACGGUUUGAAUCACUUGGUGGCACCGAAUCGACAUCCAGUCGAGAAAUUUUUAGCUGUGCUUUUCAUCCUCGCUGCCCUGUUGUCUUUAAUCUUCUUGUCGAUCAUCUUCUGGGAACGAUACCAAAAUAAUGCAACAGUAAUCGUGGUGGAUAACAAUCGUGAACAGUUUAAGCCCCAAAAGCCGGCCCUGUUUAUUUGUCCAGUGCCGAAUAUAGAGGAAAGCAAGAUUCCAGGAGUAUUUGAAAAAUACGGCAUCGAGAACACUCCGGAAGCGAUAAACUUCUUCACCUUUCUGGCCAACGUGAAUUACGAGAACAUGUCGCAGACACCUCUGUUCGACAAAGUUCCCUCGGAGAAAUGGUUGGAGAUUCUUCACGAUUUACGAAAGGAUUUUCCUUCAAAUAUCCUCAAGGAAAAUGAUCGUUACGAGAACUGGGUGAUAACAGAAAGAGGCUUGUGUUUAGCCACUAGAAGCGUCUUCAGCGGUUACGCUACCCUAGAGUAUUGGAAAACCAACAACGAAAGCAUUGUUACCCUGCCAAUUGAUCCAAAUAAGCUACCGCAUUACGACGGUAAGGAUGAUGGAGCUCAAGAAUCUAUUGCUGUAGAAAAUACAGCCUUGUUCGGUGCGUGUGAUCCUUUAGAAAUAAUAACGUAUAACACUCCAAUGAAAUGGAUACGAUCAAAAGUGUUGCAACGGGCGACCCUGUCGAUAUCCGGGAUCAGGGCGAUGCCAAACGUCAAAGAACUUCAUAUCCAUCAAAGAAAGUGCAAAGUCUAUAGCGAUGGUGGCUUGAAAACGUGGCCAAUAUACACGAUGAACAGGUGCACGAUCGAAUGCAGGAUGAACGUGAUACAGCAUCGUUGUAAAUGUCGUCCACACUUUGCUAGACCCCAAGAAGGUGUGAAUACUUGCAAUGCUACCCAACUUCGAUGCAUCGGUGGUAUAACGAGGCACCUUUUCCUAUAUAAAUAUCCACCUCUUUCUUGCGACUGCCUUCCGAAAUGCAAUAUCGGCUUUUAUCUGAUCAGAAGCACUGAAAUAAGCGAAUUAUCCGACACACCGACAAAUUUAUCAAUUAUAACUUUGAUCAUCGAAUUUCCUCAAGUAAUUUACAAUCGACUGAUGUUCUAUGGAUUCUCUGAUUUUUUAACUGGCGUGGGCGGAGCUGCAGGAUUGUAUCUUGGAGCUAGCGUAUUAUCUUUCGUCGAAAUCUUUUAUUACGCUACAUUUCACAUCUAUUUUUAUAUAAAACAGAUGAGAAGGAAGCAUAAAAGAAGUAAAACGAUUAAUUUAUCCUAA